AUGCUAAGAAAAGUUGCAAAAAUUCUUAUAACAAAACUUGCAAGAAUGAAGUUAUCCGAUGACCAGCGAAAAGAAGUGCUGAGUCCACUGCUGAGUCAAGGAUGGGAAAUGGUGGAAGGUCGCGAUGCAAUUCGAAAGGUGUUCCAAUUUAAGGAUUUCAAUGAGGCAUUCGGAUUCAUGUCAAGAAUUGCCUUAAAGGCCGAAAAGAUGGAUCACCACCCCGAAUGGUUUAAUGUGUAUAACAAGGUGGACGUUACUCUGAGCACCCACGACUGCGGAGGACUCUCACAGAAGGAUGUGACACUUGCGAAAUUCAUCGACACUGCGAAGAUAUGAUCUGUUUGUUUCCAUCUUUCGGGCGGAUUUUCUUUGAGCACUUCAUGUUUUUUGGACUUACCACUGAUCGACUCUCAUACUGUCAUUUCGUUAAUUUGUCAUAAAUAUGUACUCAUC
Cylicocyclus nassatus is the source of this 453-nucleotide messenger RNA. NCBI's taxonomy places the organism in Eukaryota, Metazoa, Nematoda, Chromadorea, Rhabditida, Strongylidae. The record is from the annotation of a GenBank genome assembly.